Messenger RNA from Osmerus eperlanus (European smelt), 4384 nucleotides. RefSeq names its product neprilysin-like. The transcript has 24 exons. Lineage: Eukaryota; Metazoa; Chordata; Actinopteri; Osmeriformes; Osmeridae. The record is from RefSeq and is a predicted model, not a curated record. Gene Ontology annotation, molecular function: metalloendopeptidase activity. Gene Ontology annotation, biological process: amyloid-beta clearance; protein processing. Gene Ontology annotation, cellular component: plasma membrane. Bases 372 to 2684 code for a protein of 770 amino acids.
UCUUAACUGACGGUGUGUGCCUUUGAAAGGGUCACUUCUUAACGCCGCUUGAUAAAGGAGUCACCGACUCGGUAACCAGAGAACUUCAGAAGCGGGCUUCACUUGCCGAGCUUUACAUCCACGCGGCCGUUUGAGUUGGCUUUCUAAUCUCGCGCACAUUGCAUCUCAGCGAUUUUACAGAGACAUGUUGUAGACUCUUAUCUACAGGAGUGCACGUUUGCGUUCGUUAAGUGGAGACGGGAAUAGGCGCGGUUUGUGUUUGAAAAUCCACGGUAAGGUGGCGCGAGUCUGCAGGUAGAUUGUCAACCGUUAUUGAUUAUCCAGGUCACGUUUUCUCCGUGGAUUUGAUAGAUGUUAGACUGCUGGAUGUGAUGCCCAUUUAUAUUAUCGACCGAAAAUUUCCAGACACACCUGGUGAGAUACCUCUGGCCCGAUCUGAGGAAGAGCAGCUGGCCAUGACGGAGCCCAACGCCCCCAAGACGUCCAGGAAGGCUGGCUGGAGCUCCCUGGAGAUCGGCCUCAUCACCAUUGUCUCCCUCCUCUUCGUCGUCAUCGUGGCUCUCAUCAUCCUCUUCUCCACACAGAGGAGCGAUGGCAUUUGCACAACAGCAGACUGCACACAGUCAGCCUCUCGUCUGAUAGAGAACAUGGACGACAGAGUGGACCCUUGUGAGGACUUCUACCUGUAUGCCUGUGGAGGCUGGCUGAAGAGGAACAUCAUCCCAGAGACCAGCUCCAGAUACAGCACCUUCGACAUCCUGAGAGACGAGCUGGAGGUGCUGCUCAAAGGAGUGCUGGAGAGAACAGUGGAAGGUGAGGCCGCUGCCCUCAGCAAAGCAAAAACCCUCUACAGGUCCUGCACCAAUGAGAGUCAGAUUGAGCAAAGGGGUGGGGCUCCGCUGCUUGACAUGCUCCCUGAUCUUCUGGAGUGGCCAAUAGCAACAGACGACUGGGAGGCGACCCAUGGUGCUAGGUGGAGGUUUGAAGACGUUCUUGCCAAACUGAAUGAGAAAUACGGGACUCAAGUUUUGGUUAACUUUUUUGUCGGCACGGAUGACAGAGACUCCAACUCCCACAUCAUCCAUUUUGACCAGCAGACCAGCCUGGGGCUUCUGUCCAGGGAUUACUACGUCUGUACCGGGCCCUACACUGAGGCGUGCCGGGCGUAUGAGCAGUUCAUGGUGGACGUGGUGAUGCUGAUCCGCAGGGACCGGGGACUGCCGCUCAACCAGACCCUCAUCCAGGAGGACGUCACCAGGGUCAUGAACCUGGAGAAGGACAUCGCCAACGCCACUGAUACUGCUGAGGACCGUAACAACCCCGUCCUGCUCUAUAACAAGAUGAAGCUGUCUGUUCUCAGGACCAAUUUCACCCUGGAGGUCGACUCUAGAGAAUUUAACUGGACGUACUUCACUGCUAAGAUCCUGGAUACCGUGGACACCUCUGUCCCUGACUCCGAGCCAGUCAUCAACUACGCCCCCAACUACUACAGGAGACUCAACCCUGUCCUGGCCAAGUACACCAAGAGGGACAUUCAGAACUACAUGGUGUGGCGCUUCGUGAUGAACAUGGUGGUCGGACUGAGCAGAGCUUACAGAGAUACCAGGAAGGCCUUCCGCAAGGCCCUGUCAGGCACCACGGCGGAGGCAGCAGUGUGGCGCCAGUGUGCGCUGUACGUCAACAGCAACAUGGACAACGCUGUGGGCCGUCUCUACGUGCAGGAGGCCUUCUCUGGAGAGAGCAAGAUCCUGAUGGACGAGAUGAUCGCCUCUAUCCGGGAGGUGUUUAUCAGUAAUCUUGACGAUCUCCCCUGGAUGGACGCAGAGACAAAGAAGGCAGCAGAGGAGAAGGCACGCGCUAUCCGGGAGCGGAUUGGCUACUCCGAAAACAUAAUGGACGACAACCAUCUGAACAACGAGUACAAAGAUUUGAGCUACAGCGGUGAGGAAUAUUUUGAGAACAUCCUGCAGAACCUGGAGUACGCCCAGAAGAAACGCCUCAGGAAGCUACGAGUCAAAGUCAACAAGGAGGAGUGGGUAACAGGAGCAGCCAUUGUCAACGCCUUCUACUCCUCCAGCAAAAACCAAAUAGUGUUCCCAGCAGGGAUCCUGCAACCCCCGUUCUUCGGGAAGGGUCAGAGCAAGUCUCUGAACUACGGGGGCAUCGGCAUGGUGAUCGGACAUGAGAUCACGCACGGCUUCGACGACAACGGAAGGAACUAUGACAAGGACGGUGACCUGAAGGAUUGGUGGACCCCUGCAUCCACCCACAGGUUCCUGGAGCUGUCUAAGUGCAUGGUGGACCAGUACGGAAACUUCUCCUGGGAUCUGGCCAACGGCCUGCACUUAAAUGGGAACAACACUUUGGGAGAGAACAUUGCAGACAACGGUGGGAUUCGCCAGUCAUAUCAGGCCUACCAGAACUUUGUCAGGACACAUGGAGAGGAGCUCCGUCUGCCUGGAAUACAGCUCUCUCACAACCAGCUGUUCUUCCUCAACUUUGCCCAGGUGUGGUGUGGGACCCAUCGCCCGGAGCAAGCAGUCAACUCCAUCAAAGUUGACGUACACAGUCCUGGAAACUUCCGGGUCCUGGGUUCCCUCCAGAACUUCCCAGAGUUCGCGAAAGCCUUCAAGUGCAGAAAGAACAGCUACAUGGUUCCUGAGAACACAUGCCGGGUCUGGUGAUGGUCCUCCCCGACCCAAGGAGCUCUAGGCUGGGCUGGGGCUUGUGGUUGGACCCCCUGCUGUGGACCAGGCCUGGUGGGUCAGAACCAGCUGGGUCCUUGGCAGUAUCUUUUCCCCCCAGCCAGAGGUGCCUCCAGUCAGCUGGCAGAUAGUUCACGAUCAACCUAAUCCCUACUUCUCCCAGGACGUGUUGACGUCUCCUGGUCUUCUCCCAGGACGUGUUGACGUCUCCUGGUCUUCUCCCAGGACGUGUUGACGUCUCCUGGUCUUCUCCCAGGACGUGUUGACGUCUCCUGGUCUUCUCCCAGGACGUGUUGACGUCUCCUGGUCUUCUCCCAGGACGUGUUGACGUCUCCUGGUCACCUCGUCAGCCUGUCGUAGACGAAUGUCUUUAUCUGUUUUCACUUUUCUUUUGGCUGUAUUUCAAAGCUGAUUAAUUUUCGUUUGGUGUCAAAUUGAGAGACGUUUUAUUUGUAGAAGACCAGUGAUGAAUUCCACGCACAGUUCACAUGCACACAGUCACACACACUCUCGCUACCCUCCCCGAGUUUGUUUCACACUGAGCCUGUAGAAGGAUGUGUAACAGUUAUAGGUAAUUUAAGAUUACAGUGAUUAAGAUUACAGUUAAAUUACAGUCACAUGGGGAGCAAUCUCUCUACAUGUGUUUAUGUAUAUUUAAAAGACCAACUUUGACUUAAUAGACCAACAAGUCCAAGUCUGAUUAGAAAUAAAGGUGCGUUGUUCUGUGUUUGAUGUUUAGGUUGUGGUGGAUACUGUUACCAAGCAACAGAACAAACCAAAAUCUUUUGGUUUGAGUUUUUGCCUUUAGGAGGACAGCUGAGAAGCUAAGAUGGUCAGGAAUCAUGUAGCUGUCACUUGGGAUGACAUCACCCUUACCUCUGUGUGUGUGUGUGUGUCUGUGUGUGUUUGUUUGGACAGUAAAUGUACAACAUAAGCCUUACAAAACUCUUUAGUGCUUCAUUCCUUGUGUGCUUGAAUGUUUGAAAGCAUCUAUUCAUCCAUCCUUCCACCUGUCUUUCUAUCCUUCCAUCCAUCCCUUUCUCUCCAUCAUUCAUCCAUCUAUCCAUCAGUCCAUCCAUCCCAUGUCUCAUGCACUGAUACCGGAGCCAAAUGAGAAAUGUUAUUUUGUGCUGAAGUUGCUAAAACAAUGUAUUUACCUGAUCUCUUCACAGGGCCAAAUCCUAGAGCUGUAGCACUGGAUUGAAUAGAUAGAAAUGGCUAGAUAAACACAGAUCAUGCAAAGUCAAUGGAAGAUUCUCCUUGACAGAAUGACCUCACUUUUCUGUUCCAUAUUCUGCCUGGUAACACGGCUCUGUUUUGUGACCAUAGCAGAUGUGUUUGUGUGUGAACGACGACCACUCAUUGAUGCAUACGUAUAGAAAUACCAUUAACCAAAACACUGCUGCCGUGCAGAAGAGAGGAACACUAGAUGCUUCUCACCUCUCACCAACCACUCUCUCUUUUUCACACACACACACACUGUCUCACGCACUCUCUCUAACACACACUCACACACUUUGUCUCAAACACACACACACACACACACACACACACUCUGUCUCACACACCUGUAGGAUUCAGAUAUACCUCAGCUGCCUGUAUUUAGAUACUUUGUAAUAACGAUGAUUAUAAAGGGCACAUGUAUUGCUUUAAUAAUAAAUGCUAAAUCCUUAUGGAGA